UAAAUGUUCUUCCAAAACCUUCCUAUGACAACAUUGGUGUUGCUCAAAAUAUACUGCACGGUUUGAAACCAUAGUUUAACAGUAAGACUGCCGUGUGUGUUACUAUACUUUAUCUAGCCAAUGGGGGACUUUCAACAAUUUAACCCGGACUUCUUCAACUAUGACUACGAUGGCUAUGACCCAAACCCAGAGUACGAGGAUGAGGUUCAGGAUUAUUCAGGUCAGGUUUUCCAGCUUCCAACCCCUGCUGGGACAUAUAAACACACAGGUGAAAUAGAUGGAUCCCAUGAAGAAGAGCCUCCGUUGCUGGAGGAAAUCGAGACUCAUCAGACCAGGCAACAUUCUUCCAGUCUUCAACUGUCCAAUUUUGAACUUGGUAUUAAUUUUGAGCACAUAUGGCAGAAGACGUUAACAGUGCUGAACCCUAUGAUGCCAGCAGAUGGCAGUAUCAUGAAUGAGACAGACCUGACAGGCCCUAUACUGUUCUGCAUCGCUCUGGGUGCCUCUCUGCUCAUGGGAGGUAAAUCCCACUUUGGAUAUAUCUAUGGGAUCAACGCCAUCGGCUGCAUCGCAAUGUAUACCCUGUUGAACCUUAUGAGUUCCCUGACUGUUUCCUAUGGCUGUGUAGCCAGCGUGCUGGGUUACUGCCUCCUGCCCAUGGUGGUAUUAUCUGCUUUUGCAGUGAUCUUUUCCCUACAGGGGGUCAUUGGAACUACUCUGGCCAUGUUGGUGAUUGUUUGGUGCAGUUUCUCAGCUUCCAAGAUAUUCAUCUCCACCCUGGCUAUGGAUGGUCAGCAGCUGUUGGUAGCAUAUCCCUGUGCCCUGCUUUAUGGAGUAUUUGCCUUGCUAACAGUGUUCUAAAGCCCACUACUACCACUGUAGUCCUGAGAGUCCUGAGAAAAGUAUAUAGUUUUAUACUGUAUAUAAUGUUUGUUGUAUUCCCUAAAUAUUUGUAAUUUGUAUUUGUCUCAGUUUUGUCAUGAGGUUAACUUUACACUGUCAAAUUAAGGUCUGUUGACAUUUGACAUUUGUGCAUUGGAGUGUGUCAUUACAAAUGUAUAAAUAAAUGGCAGCAUAAAGA
This is a messenger RNA of Esox lucius (northern pike), 1081 nucleotides long. RefSeq lists its product as uncharacterized. Bases 121 to 861 code for a protein of 246 amino acids. The record is from RefSeq and is a predicted model, not a curated record. Gene Ontology annotation, biological process: endoplasmic reticulum to Golgi vesicle-mediated transport; vesicle fusion with Golgi apparatus. The transcript is spliced from 7 exons. Lineage: Eukaryota; Metazoa; Chordata; Actinopteri; Esociformes; Esocidae. Gene Ontology annotation, cellular component: membrane; trans-Golgi network.